UGUUCUUCACGCAAAGCGGCUGACAGACGAUGCUCAAAGAGGCUAAAAAACAGCCCAGUAAAAUCCGAACUAGGAGGACUUGCAAGUGCAAGUGAAAACCUUGCUGCACUGGGGGAAGCGCCUAACACACCUGAUGGCGAUCGACACUCAGAAGAUCCAGGAGGCUGUGGUGUAAUUCAACAGAAAAAGGGUGAAAGCAUUCCUGAGGCUAACGAGGACAAGCAGGAAAAGGAGCAUAAUGCUUCUCUUGAGCCAUGUGCAGUGAAACCAAGCGGGGCUCCAUCAGAAAUGGAUAGCGAUGAAAAUCCGUGCAGUCCUGUCUGCAGCGAAGAGGAGAGCAGCUGUGCGAGUGCACUCUCAGACGGGUCUGGCGUGGAGGAUGGAGAUGUCCCGACGAAGCCGACACAAGCAGACAAUAGUGCUUUCCUGGAUGAAGACAGCAACCAGCCGAUGCCAGUGGAGCGGUUCUUUGGAGAUGCUGCGUUUGGACAGGAUCUCCCGGCACCUGCGCUCCCCAGCACAACGAUGAGCAGGAGGGAAUUCAGAAAGCUGCAUUUCAUUGCAAAGGAAGACGACGAGGAGGAAGAGGACGUUGUCUAG
Molecule: messenger RNA, 600 nt
Organism: Opisthocomus hoazin
Lineage: Eukaryota; Metazoa; Chordata; Aves; Opisthocomiformes; Opisthocomidae
Source: RefSeq, a predicted model, not a curated record